UACAACGUUCUCAAUGCGCUCAGGUUCUUCUACAAAGAUCGUCCCGGUCAGUCGGUGGGGGACACUCAAGGUGGACACCUAACCACCAUCCGAGGACUGAAUGAGGAAUAUAAUCAUAUAAUUGCCGUGGACCUGUAUUUUUGUCAUCGCGUGAUGUGCGCGAUUCAAUUCUUUUUCCCGGGAGGUCAGACGAAGGUAUUGGGUAAUAGGUCAAACGCAAAUGCUCUGAAGAUUAGUUGCGGACCGAUUGGAAAGAAUAAUGAUUUUAAGUUGACGGGCAUAAAAAUGGCGAGCUCAACUGCCGAUUCACCGGAAAGUUGUCUUGCGGUCGGAUACGUGGCAUUGUGUUUUGAAUAUGUACGAGUAGAAAAGGAAAGUGAAAAUUAG
Messenger RNA from Acaulospora morrowiae, 387 nucleotides. The record is from the annotation of a GenBank genome assembly. Lineage: Eukaryota; Fungi; Glomeromycota; Glomeromycetes; Diversisporales; Acaulosporaceae.